AUGACAAGAAAGAAAGUGAAGCUUGAAUGGAUAGCCAAUGACAAUGCAAAAAGACUUACCCUCAAGAAAAGGAGGUUGGGAUUAUUGAAGAAAAUGAGUGAGCUAUCCACUCGAUGCGGUGUUAAUGUUUGUGCUAUCAUGUAUGGCCCAAACGAAAUCGAGCCAAUGGUGUGGCCAUCACAUGACGUGGUACAACAACAACUUGCAUAGUUCCAAAGCUUGUUCGAGUUAGAGCGACUAAAGAAAAUGAUGAACUAAGAAACCUACCUCAAAGAGCAGGUUAAGAAGGUUAGAGAACAAUUGAUGAAAUACAAAAAGUGGAACAAGGAAAUGGAGAUGGCUCAACUCAUGUAUCAAAUCAAUCAAGGCAAAGGGCUUAAUGAACUUAACCUUUGUGAACUGAAUGGGUUGUCUUUAUUUGUGGGUAAGAAGAUAAAGGAGAUUAGUAAACGGAUUGAGUUUUUCCAAGAAGUUCUUUUUGCUCCUACAAGUGCCCUUCCUGAUCCACAUCUUCCUCCCCAAUGCCUUACAGUAAAUGAAAUGACUCAAACUAGCAAUGGCAAAGCUGGCGAUGGCGAUGACUGGAGCACUCCUACAGAGCCUUUGUUAUGGAGCCAAUAUUUCAUUGAUAUGAUGAACAAAAAUGAACUCAAACUUGCUAGCAAUAGAAGCAUAAAGAAAAAUAUGUAUCACCCACCAGUUGGGAGUGCUAUAGAUGAUCUGGGGCUACCAAUACACUCAUUGGCUAGCAAUUUCAGUGUUGUAGCUGACAUGGGGUUGCCUUCUACGAAUUUUGUAGCCCAUGGUGCAAGUGACAUGAGGCUUUGUCAUGGGAGACUAGUCAGAGGUAGCAAUUUUGGCCCAUUUAGGAGUGAUAUAGGGCUGGGACUGCACCAUUUAGGUGGACAUUUAGGAAACAACUCCAUCAGAAGCGAGAUAGGGCUGCCACAUCUUUGACAUUCCAAUGGAAACAGUAGUGGCGUUGGCGAGGAUAUCGAAUUGCCAUUUAAUUAGAAAAUCUUGCCAAACUAUUUCUCUCCUAGAGCUGAAGAAAAAGAGAGACUCAACAUUUAUGGAAUAAUAAUGAUGACAAGAAAGAAAGUGAAGCUUGAAUGGAUAGCGAAUGAUGCUAGAAGUCUUAGCCUCAAGAAAAAGAGGUUAGGAUUACUGAAGCAAAUGAGUGGGCUAUCCACUUUAUGCAGUGCGAAUGCUUGUGCCAUCAUCCAUGGCCCAAACAAAAUUGAGCCAAUGGUGUGGCCGUCACAUGACGUGGUACGACAACAACUUGCCCAGUUUUAAAGCUUGUCCAAGUUAGAGCGACUAAAGAAAAUGAUGAGCCAACAAACCUACGUCAAAGUGCAGGUUAAGAAGGCUAAAAAACAGUUAAUGAAGUACGAAAAGAGGAACAAGGAAAUUGAGAUGGCCCAACUUAUGGAUCAAAUCAAUCAAGGCAAAGGGCUUGAUGAAGUUAACCUCAGUGAACUGAAUGAGUUGUCUUUGUUUGUGGAUAAGAAGAUAAAGGAGAUUAGCAAACGGAUUGAGUUUUUCCAACAAGGUCCUUUUGCUCCUACAAGUGCCCUUCCUCCUCUUCCUCUUCCUCCCCAAGGCCUUAAAGUAAAUGAAAUGGCUUGAAUUGGUAAACUUAUUGGUGGAGACUGUAGCACUUCUGUUGAGACUUUGCUAUGGAACUAAUGUUUCAUCGAUAUGAUGAACCAAGAUGAACCCUAACUUUCUACCAAUAGUAGUGUAAGGAGUGAUAUGGGCUUACCACAUCACCCAUUAGCUAGGAGUGCUACAAAUGAUCUGGGACUAGCAAUACACUCAUUAACUGGUAAUUUCAGCGUUGCAACUGACAUAGGCUGCAUCCUAUAG
Messenger RNA from Theobroma umbraticum, 1872 nucleotides. The record is from RefSeq and is a predicted model, not a curated record. NCBI's taxonomy places the organism in Eukaryota, Viridiplantae, Streptophyta, Magnoliopsida, Malvales, Malvaceae.